AUGGUUACUGCAGAAAGACCAGGAUUCGCUAUUACUAGAAACCAAUCGUUUUUCAAACCUAUUAAAACAACUGGGUUGCCCUCUAAAAAUGAGGAGGAAAUGGAAGAUAGUGAUGAACAUGAAGAACAACGUGAUAUUGGAGACAAUGAAAAUAACAACAAUCACAACCGAGAGGAACAACAAAAUCUAGAACGACAAUAUCCAAGGCGAGAAAUAAGAAGGCCGAACUAUUAUCAUUAA
This is a messenger RNA of Paramuricea clavata, 240 nucleotides long. NCBI's taxonomy places the organism in Eukaryota, Metazoa, Cnidaria, Anthozoa, Malacalcyonacea, Plexauridae. The record is from the annotation of a GenBank genome assembly.